AAAAAAAGGAAAUUACAUUAACGCGUUAGAACAAAUUAUCCUCAAGAGUUUUCUUGUUUAUAUAAACAUAACAUUACACCUUCACUUCUCCACAAUUUCAGAUUUCACAACAAUCUCCUCUCCCAUACGACUAAUCUUUUCUCUCUAUCUCUGAGUUUUGUCUAAUUUCACUACGAUCGACGAUGGAAACUGAAUCAAUCAAACUCGAUGUUCAAGUAACGACUACGUCUCAAGAUCCGUCGUUAGGGUUGUUAAGCACGGUAAUAAUCACUCUUGACAGAGAUCUGGAGGAAUAUGACGAGAAUGUUGAUAGCAUCAAGAGCCUCGGAUCUUACCCUGAUUCUUCUACUCCCGACGAGUCACUAAUCAUUCUGAAACUCCCAACCUCCGAACCAGACUACAUCUAUCUAACUCUCCGUAGCAAACUCAAAGAUCAUCUCCACGAUCAUGUCUUGUCCGAAGAAAUAGCUGAUCAGAUUUUCGAAGCCCAACUAGGAACUCAAAGUAUUGAUCAGUUUCCGUUUCAACAACCUUUAUUCAUGCUAGUCUCCGUCAAAUUGACACAGAAGUUAUACACCUACGCGCCUUGUAACGCUUCUCCGUUGGCAACAGAUUUGACUAAGAGAGCAAAGUAGAAGAAUCGAACUCGCAUCUGUUUCAUGAAGAUUGUGUCGUUACUCAUGUUCUCUGUGGGGAACCUGUUUACGAACAACAAGAGUCUAAUUAGGGUUUUAUUCGUGUGUCGCAAGUCUAAGUUUAGUUUUAAUCUCUGUCGUAGACGUUUAAGAUGCUAAUUAGGGUUUUCUCAUUGUCUAUGUAUUGAUCUCAAUACCUUUUUGUUGACAACAUUCAAUGCAGUUUACUUUAAUAAAACUCAGAGUCUCAAUUUGAAAUUCACUUAAAAAUUGUCAUUACAAGUUUGAUACUUGUAUGAUACACAACAUUGAUGUUAAAAUCGAAUUUUUAUUCAGAUAAAAGACAAGUGAACUUGAAGAACUAAAAUUCAGAUUCUCGAAUUGUAAUGCUUACAUUACAAGUUUGUUUCUUGUUUUUAACAAAAAU
Molecule: messenger RNA, 1062 nt
Organism: Arabidopsis thaliana (thale cress)
Lineage: Eukaryota; Viridiplantae; Streptophyta; Magnoliopsida; Brassicales; Brassicaceae
Product: C3HC4-type RING finger protein
Exons: 1
Coding region: 183-635 (150 amino acids)
Source: RefSeq, marked reviewed